GCCCCGGCGGGUCACGUGGUCCGGUGCGGUCAAGAGCCGCCCGGCCCGGUCCCGGAGGCGGCGGGCAUGGCCAACGUUUCCAAAAAGGUGUCUUGGUCCGGCCGCGACCAGGACGACGACGAGGCGGCGCCGCUGCUGAGGAAUGCGGGGCGGCCCGCGGAGCCUGCCGGAGAGGACGCGCCGCUGCUGAACGGGACGGGGCCCGCCGCCCGCCAGACUCCUGCACCAGGGUCUGUUUGCGCUGGGCACAUGAGCACCGUGGAGCUGGAUGAUGAGCUGCUGGACCCAGCGGCGCCCCCGUCCCCGCUGCCUAAGGAGAUCCCGCACAACGAGAAGCUGCUGUCGCUCAAGUACGAGAGUCUGGACUAUGACAACAGUGAGAACCAGCUGUUCCUGGAGGAGGAGCGACGCAUCAACCACGCGGCCUUCCGGACAGUGGAGAUCAAGCGCUGGUUCAUCUGCGCCGUCAUCGGUGUCCUCACGGGCCUGGUGGCCUGUUUCAUCGACAUCAUGGUGGAAAAGCUGGCCGGCCUCAAGUACAUGCUGGUCAAGGGCAACAUCGACAAGUUCACGGAGAAGGGGGGUCUGUCCUUCUCGCUCCUGCUCUGGGCUGCCCUCAACUCCGCCUUCGUGCUCGUUGGCUCCGCCAUCGUCGCCUUCAUAGAGCCUGUGGCCGCAGGGAGUGGGAUCCCGCAGAUCAAGUGUUUCCUGAACGGAGUGAAAAUCCCCCACGUGGUGCGUCUGAAGACUCUGGUGAUCAAGGUGUCCGGUGUGAUCCUGUCCGUGGUGGGCGGCCUGGCUGUGGGCAAGGAGGGGCCAAUGAUCCACUCUGGCUCUGUCAUCGCUGCCGGCGUCUCGCAGGGGAGAUCGACGUCCCUGAAGCGGGAUUUCAGGAUCUUCGAGUACUUCCGCAGGGACACAGAGAAGCGGGACUUUGUCUCGGCGGGAGCUGCCGCUGGAGUGUCCGCUGCAUUUGGCGCCCCUGUGGGCGGGGUCCUGUUCAGUCUGGAGGAAGGUGCUUCUUUCUGGAACCAGUUCCUCACGUGGAGAAUCUUCUUUGCAUCCAUGAUCUCUACCUUCACCUUGAACUUCGUCCUGAGCAUCUACCACGGGAACAUGUGGGACCUCUCCAGCCCUGGCCUCAUCAACUUCGGCAGGUUCGACAGCGAGACUAUGGUGUACACCAUCCACGAGAUCCCCAUCUUCAUCGCCAUGGGCGUGCUGGGUGGCGUGCUUGGAGCCGUGUUCAACGCCCUGAACUACUGGCUGACGAUGUUCCGAAUCAGGUACAUCCACCGGCCCUGCCUGCAGGUGGUCGAGGCCAUGCUGGUGGCCGCCGUCACAGCCACGGUCGCCUUUGUGCUCAUCUACUCAUCCCGGGACUGCCAGCCUCUGCGGGGAAGCUCCGUGUCCUACCCGCUGCAGCUUUUCUGCGCAGAUGGCGAGUACAACUCGAUGGCAGCUGCCUUCUUCAACACCCCAGAGAAGAGUGUGGUCAGCCUCUUCCAUGACCCCCCAGGUUCCUACAACCCCCUCACGCUCGGGCUCUUCACCCUGGUCUACUUCUUCCUGGCCUGCUGGACCUACGGGCUGACCGUGUCAGCCGGCGUCUUCAUCCCCUCCCUGCUCAUCGGCGCCGCCUGGGGCCGGCUGUUCGGCAUCUCCCUGUCCUACCUCACGGGUGCUGCGAUCUGGGCGGACCCAGGCAAAUACGCCCUGAUGGGAGCAGCAGCUCAGCUCGGUGGGAUCGUGCGGAUGACGCUGAGCCUGACGGUCAUCAUGAUGGAGGCCACAAGCAGCGUGACCUACGGCUUCCCCAUCAUGCUGGUGCUCAUGACCGCCAAGAUCGUGGGCGACGUCUUCAUCGAGGGCCUGUACGACAUGCACAUCCAGCUGCAGAGCGUGCCCUUUCUCCACUGGGAGGCCCCUGUCACUUCCCAUGCACUCACUGCCAGGGAGGUGAUGAGCACGCCAGUCACGUGUCUGCGCAGGAGGGAGAAGGUGGGCGUCAUUGUGGACGUGCUCAGUGACACAACCUCCAACCACAACGGCUUCCCCGUGGUGGCACCCGCCGGUGACGCCCAGCCCGCCCGGCUCGAGGGCCUGAUCCUGCGCUCGCAGCUCAUCGUGCUGCUCAAGCACAAGGUGUUCAUGCAGAGGUCCAACCUGAUGCGGCGGCGGCUGCGGCUGAAGGACUUCAGGGACGCGUACCCGCGCUUCCCGCCCAUCCAGUCCAUCCACGUGUCCCAGGACGAGCGCGAAUGCACCAUGGACCUGUCUGAGUUUAUGAACCCCUCUCCUUACACCGUGCCCCAGGAGGCGUCUCUGCCCAGGGUCUUCAAGCUCUUUCGGGCCCUGGGCCUCCGGCACCUGGUGGUGGUGGACAACCUCAAUCAGGUGGUGGGACUCGUGACCAGGAAGGACCUGGCCCGGUACCGGCUCGGGAAGGGCGGCCUGGAGGAGCUCUCUUUGGCCCAGACGUGAGCGGGGCCUGCCCCAGCCCUCCCUGCCCUGCACCCUGGACACCUCCCAGCUGCUCCCUCCUGUGUGUGUACACGUGUGCGUACAUGUGUGUCCAUGUGCACACCUGCAUUCUUUCUCUGGCUUCUGUCCCAGCCCCGAGAUCGGGGGCAGCCCUAGGCAGGAGCCACCUGGCCCGGGCCCCGCCAGACACGGUGGGGACUAG
Messenger RNA from Sorex fumeus (smoky shrew), 2686 nucleotides. RefSeq names its product chloride voltage-gated channel 7 (gene CLCN7). Lineage: Eukaryota; Metazoa; Chordata; Mammalia; Eulipotyphla; Soricidae. The transcript is spliced from 25 exons. Gene Ontology annotation, molecular function: voltage-gated chloride channel activity. Gene Ontology annotation, cellular component: intracellular membrane-bounded organelle; lysosomal membrane. The record is from RefSeq and is a predicted model, not a curated record. Gene Ontology annotation, biological process: chloride transport; transmembrane transport. The coding region runs from base 67 to 2484 and encodes 805 amino acids.